Molecule: messenger RNA, 1353 nt
Organism: Penicillium canescens
Lineage: Eukaryota; Fungi; Ascomycota; Eurotiomycetes; Eurotiales; Aspergillaceae
Product: Zn(II)2Cys6 transcription factor domain-containing protein
Exons: 4
Coding region: 1-1353 (450 amino acids)
Biological process (GO): positive regulation of transcription by RNA polymerase II
Cellular component (GO): nucleus
Molecular function (GO): DNA-binding transcription factor activity, RNA polymerase II-specific; zinc ion binding; transcription cis-regulatory region binding
Source: RefSeq, a predicted model, not a curated record
AUGAAACCGUCCUGCCUUCCGUGUAAAAGGAGACACGUAAAAUGUGAUCAGCGGCGCCCGAUCUGCACGCGAUGCGCAAAAGCCAAGACGAAAAUCAAGUGCUCCUAUCCUGUCAAGUUCCGCCAAAGCGGGCUCUCGAUCGGUGACCCCAGUCACGGCCUUCUAUUGCGGUUUGUGAACGAAUCGCCAGGUCGAAACUCGGACACGCUGCCUGACCGGUCCCCAUCAACCAACACUCCUCCCGGUCGUCAUCUAUCGCACCUCGAUACCUCCGGCGAGAGGUCAAUGUCCCCGAGUGAUCCGCCUGCUCCUCCUGUUAACUCGCAGAAUUCCCAGUCCGAUUGUAACGUACCACCACCUGUCUCUGAAACUCUACUUCCUAGGCCCUUACAAUGCCAGCCGCUCUCACCUUGCUCUCAUGAAGAGUCACCAGCGGAGCCACAAAGGUCCGAUAUCUCUGCAGACAAGCAACCCUCAACACCCCUAGCUGCGCCGCUGUCAGCUGCUGCUAAUUCUCAGCGAAUCCGUAUCACUUCAAGUGAACAUGAUCUUUUCCAAUUCUACCUGGAGCAUGCCGGCGUGUGGCUUGAUAUUGUCUCAUCCGAUCGGUCCUUUUCGCAGACAGUACCAAGUUUAGCACUGCACAAACCAGCUCUCUACUAUGCGUGUCUAGCCUACGCGGCACACGUCUUAUCACUGUGGGGAUCCUGUGACCGAGCGAGAGCGGACUACUUGCACAACGAGGUUAUAACUCGACUCAUUCCCAAGUUGGAUUUAAACUCUCAGUUGCUCCCCGAAGACGAUCUAUUGGCAACAAUUGUUAUUCUGCGUAUGUCAGAACAAUACUCCGAGCCCGAACAAGACACGCAAUGCCACCUUAACGGCGCCUACUCGCUUUUGACAAGCACGAAAUUCAAAUGGUCUCCAGGCGACAUCGACCUGAAGGGGACGGUAUUUUGGACCUUCGUCCGACAGACAUUGCGACUUUGCUUUCUCUCCGAGCAGGAAUGUGGAUUUGACUUGAGCAUUGUGAACAGCAACAACAUGACUUCUCCGGCUCCGGAGCAGGUGUGGACAAACCGGAUGACUUAUCUGUCGGCGCAGGUCUGCAACGCAUGCUGGUGGUCUCCCUUACUUGACGAUGCAUCACGCGACUGUCUCUUAGAUGCGGUAGAGAAGGGUGUUGACUCUUGGCGUGAUUCCGUCCCAGAGACGUUCAAACCGUGGUACUACCAUCAAUCACUUUCUGAUUCGUUUCCAACAAUCCGCUACUUGAGUUCAUGGCACGGCAAGUCGAUAUAUCGCCCAUAUUUCAAAUCUAACUCCCUGCUGACUGCCACAACUGCGCAGUGA